AUGUCCGUCCCCGAAUCCAAGUACCUGAGCGCCGUAUGGCGAGACGACAUCUUCAAGGGCAAGGUCGUCUUCGUCACCGGCGGCGCGGGAACCAUUUGCAGCAUGCAGACCAGAGCCUUGGUUCGACUCGGCGCCAACGCCUUCAUCUUGGGCCGAAACGUUCAAAAGACAGAGGCUGCCGCGAAAGAUAUCGCGACGGCUCGAUCGGGCGCUAAAGUCAUUGGCCUUGGAGGAUGCGACGUGCGCAAGGUUGAGAGUCUUGAAGCCGCAGCGGCGCAAUGUGUCAAGGAGCUUGGGGGCAUCGAUUAUGUGAUUGCUGGCGCAGCAGGCAACUUUGUCGCCCCGAUCGACGGCAUCAGCUCCAACGCCUUCAAGACGGUCAUGGACAUUGAUGUCCUCGGCACCUACAACACCAUCAAGGCCACCAUUCCUCACCUCCUCCGCAGCUCGACCCCUCGCUUCCUGGCCGUCUCCGCGACGUUCCACUACACCGGCAUGCCCUACCAGGCCCACGUUGCGGCCGCCAAAGCCUCCGUGGACUCUUUGAUAGCCAGCAUCACGCUCGAGUACGGCCCCCGCGGCGUCGUCGCCAAUGUCAUCGCGCCAGGCCCCAUCGCCGAUACCGAGGGUAUGGCUCGUCUGGCGAGCAGCAAGCCCGAGGAGAUUGCGGCGUUUGCAAAGACGGUUCCUUCAGGUCGAUUCGGUACCGUGAAGGAUAUUGCAGAUGCGACAGUGUUUUUGUUCAGCGAUGCGGGGAGCUACGUCAACGGCCAGAUCAUUCCUGUUGAUGGCGGAUCAUGGAGACGACAGGGAGCCUAUACGGUUGGUGUGGAUACGAAUGUGCAAUAUCCUGAUUUCCUCAAGACGGGCCAAACGUCCGAGGGCCUGAAGGGAGGAAAGAAGGAUAAGUCCAAGCUGUAA
Messenger RNA from Trichoderma gamsii, 921 nucleotides. RefSeq names its product 2,4-dienoyl-CoA reductase (NADPH2). Gene Ontology annotation, biological process: fatty acid catabolic process. The transcript is spliced from 4 exons. NCBI's taxonomy places the organism in Eukaryota, Fungi, Ascomycota, Sordariomycetes, Hypocreales, Hypocreaceae. Gene Ontology annotation, molecular function: 2,4-dienoyl-CoA reductase (NADPH) activity. The record is from RefSeq and is a predicted model, not a curated record. Bases 1 to 921 code for a protein of 306 amino acids.